AUCAUCAACUCUCAAAUGGCCCUUUUGAGUUUUGACUGUGGUAGUUAUUGUUUUACUAUUUUUAUUUAUUUAUUUUUUGCUCUAAAAAUUUCAACUAACGUUCGUCCUACUCGAUAAUUACCACAGUGGUCAGCGUCCUAAAUUUGGCUAAGAUCAGGUAUUUGUAAAUUGUAAUGUACUAAUGUGGUUGUCACAAGUCACAACAUUCUUAAAUUAGCAUGUCAAAAUCGAAGAUUGUUGUGGGUUCAGGUGUGAGUAAACAUGCUAAUUUAAGAUUGUAAAAAUUUUAAAUGAGAGAUAGCUAGCAUGCUAGUUUUAAAAAAUAUUGUGAAAUUGUUGUGAGAGUUUGUAUUUGAUUGCUGAUCAACUAGUAGUAGUAGUUGAAGAAAAAGCAAAGCAAAAAAAUGGCUGAAAGAGUGGAGAGGAUAAAGCUGGGUUCACAGGGACUGGAGGUUUCGGCACAAGGUCUGGGCUGCAUGGGCAUGUCCUCUUUGUAUGGUCCUCCAAAGCCCGAACAAGACAUGAUCCGUCUCAUCCAUCAUGCCAUCGACAGUGGUGUCACCUUUCUCGAUACUUCCGAUGUCUACGGCCCUUUCACCAACGAAAUCCUCAUUGGAAAGGCUAUGAAGGGAGGGGUAAGAGAGAAGGUGGAAUUGGCAACAAAGUUUGGUAUUAGCUUUCCGGAUGAGAAGAUGGAAAUCCGUGGCGAUCCAGCGUAUGUGAGAGCAGCUUGUGAGGCUAGUUUGAAGCGCCUUGAUAUCGAUUGUAUUGAUCUCUACUACCAGCACCGUAUCGACAACAGCCUUCCCAUUGAAGUCACGAUUGGAGAACUCAAGAAAUUAGUUGAAGAGGGUAAAAUCAAGUACAUUGGUCUAUCUGAGGCCUCUGCUUCAACAAUCAGAAGGGCACAUGCAGUUCAUCCCAUAACAGCUGUGCAGUUAGAGUGGUCUUUGUGGUCUAGAGAUGUGGAGGAAGAAAUAAUUCCUACUUGCAGGGAACUAGGCAUUGGGAUUGUGGCAUACAGUCCUCUAGGACGAGGGUUCUUUUCGUCUGGGUCUAAGGUUCUUGAAAAUUCUACAGAAAAUGACUUCCGGAAGUUCCUACCCAGGUUCCAACCUGAAAAUCUGGAGCAUAACAAAACCAUAUUUGAGCGUGUUAAUGAAAUGGCAGCAAGGAAGGGCUGCACCCCAUCGCAGCUAGCUCUGGCUUGGGUUCAUCACCAUGGGAAGGAUGUGUGUCCCAUACCUGGAACCACCAAGAUUGAAAACUUCAACCAAAAUAUUGGAGCUUUAUCUGUGAAACUGACGCCAGAAGAAAUGGCUGAACUUGAAUCAUUUGCUUCUGAGGAUGUUGUGAAGGGUGAAAGAUAUCAUAAUGACGUUCCAACUUGGAAGGAUUCUGAAACUCCGCCACUUUCUUCAUGGAAAGCUGCAUAAACACAAUUCUUUUGUUGUGUGUCAAUAAGUACGGUGAGUUUCAUGGAGUUCUGUCAAUUGAAGUGUGUUUGAGUUUGUGUUGAGUUCUUGACAGCUUAAAGAAUAAGUCCGUUCUCCUGGGGGUGGGCCUAAAUGCAAGUCUUUUGUUGUGUGCCACUGGGCAUCUUAUCAUGUUUGAUCUUGUGAAAAUCAGAACCUAAAAUGUGUCAAUAAUUUUUAGAAGGGUGUCCCACCAUCACCUUUCUAUCAACCACAACUCGCCACAUGGGCGAAUUGUGGCACAAGUUGUGACUUUUGGUGUGGCUCCAAACUUUUUCCUGUCUAAUUAGAUCAGUAGAGAUUGAUGCAAUGUCAGAUAGAUUGAUGC
Molecule: messenger RNA, 1803 nt
Organism: Quercus robur (English oak)
Lineage: Eukaryota; Viridiplantae; Streptophyta; Magnoliopsida; Fagales; Fagaceae
Product: probable aldo-keto reductase 2
Exons: 5
Coding region: 405-1436 (343 amino acids)
Cellular component (GO): cytoplasm
Source: RefSeq, a predicted model, not a curated record